Messenger RNA from Zalophus californianus (California sea lion), 7993 nucleotides. RefSeq names its product myosin XVIIIA (gene MYO18A). Gene Ontology annotation, biological process: DNA metabolic process. Gene Ontology annotation, cellular component: myosin complex. Bases 495 to 7853 code for a protein of 2452 amino acids. The transcript is spliced from 44 exons. Gene Ontology annotation, molecular function: cytoskeletal motor activity; protein binding; DNA binding. The record is from RefSeq and is a predicted model, not a curated record. Lineage: Eukaryota; Metazoa; Chordata; Mammalia; Carnivora; Otariidae.
CGGGAGGGGCGGGGAGGGGAGCUCUGGCCGCCUUUGCCAGCUCGGGGGCGCGCGGAGGCAGGGCAGGGUGGCCCUCGGUUUGGGGGAGGGAUUGAGGGCUUGGGGGAGCCCAGGUGGCCCCGAGCUGCGGGGUGGAGGCUGCAGCCUCCGGGAUAGGGGGCUUCUCGGGGCCAGGCCCAGGCCCCCGCCCCCCAGUCCGAGCGAGCGAGCGAGCGAGGCUCUGAGGAAAGCAGCGGGGACAGCGAGCACCUCGGCCGAGCCCUUUAUCCCUCCCAGCGGCUGCACCCUUUCACUGCCAGGCCGACAGCGGGCUCCUCUCAAAGGAGCAGCUGCUAGACGGCUGGCAAAACAAUGGAGACCCCGCUUCCCCAGACCCCCUCCCCGGGCGCAGAAGAUGGGGGUGAGUGAAUGCAGCGAGGCGGGGUACGACGAGGGCCCUGUGCUAAGCACCCGUGAUCCUCCGGGGGUGCCCCCCCCAAAAGCAGUACCCCACCAUGUUUAACCUAAUGAAGAAAGAUAAGGACAAAGAUGGUGGGCGGAAGGAGAAGAAGGAGAAGAAGGAGAAGAAGGAGCGAAUGUCGGCGGCGGAGCUGCGGAGCCUGGAGGAGAUGAGCCUGCGUCGCGGCUUCUUCAAUCUGAACCGCUCCUCCAAGCGUGAGUCCAAGACACGCCUGGAAAUCUCCAACCCCAUCCCCAUCAAGGUGGCCAGUGGCUCCGACCUGCACCUGACCGACAUCGACUCCGACAGCAACAGGGGCAGUGUCAUCCUGGACUCGGGCCACCUGAGCACCGCCAGCUCGAGCGAUGACCUCAAGGGCGAGGAAGGCAGCUUCCGCGGCUCUGUGCUGCAGCGGGCAGCCAAGUUCGGCUCCCUGGCCAAGCAGAACUCACAGAUGAUUGUCAAACGCUUCUCCUUCUCCCAGCGGAGCCGGGAUGAGAGCGCCUCAGAAACCUCCACCCCCUCCGAGCACUCUGCGGCGCCAUCCCCGCAGGUGGAGGUGAGGACUCUCGAGGGACAGCUGGUGCAGCAUCCUGGCUCAGGCCUCCCUCGGCCAGGGCCCCGCUCCCGAGUCCCUGAGCUGGUGACUAAAAGGUUCCCGGCUGACCUGCGCUUGCCCCCCGUGGUGCCCUUGCCGCCGCCCGCCCUCCGGGAGCUGGAGCUGCAGCGGAGGCCCACUGGAGACUUCGGCUUCUCCUUGCGCCGCACGACCAUGCUGGAUCGGGGCCCCGAGGGCCAGGUCUACCGGAGGGUGGUUCACUUCGCUGAGCCCGGCGCGGGCACCAAGGACGUGGCCCUGGGGUUGGUGCCAGGUGACCGUCUGGUGGAGAUUAAUGGGCACAACGUGGAGAGCAAGUCCAGGGAUGAGAUCGUGGAGAUGAUCCGGCAGUCUGGGGACAGCGUGCGGCUCAAGGUGCAACCCAUUCCAGAGCUCAGUGAGCUGAGCCGGAGCUGGUUGCGGAGUGGCGACGGACCCCGCAGGGAGCCAGCCGAUCUGGACCCUGAGGACGCCUCUCCUGCCCACAGCCAGGUGAAGACAGAAGAGCAGAUUGCGGUGGAAGAGGCCUGGUAUGAGACAGAGAAGGUGUGGCUGGUCCAUAAGGAUGGCUUCUCGCUGGGCAGUCAGCUCAAAUCUGAGGAGCUCAGCUUGCCGGAAGGGAAGGUGCGCGUGAAGCUAGACCACGAUGGCGCCAUCUUGGACGUGGAUGAAGAUGAUGUGGAGAAGGCUAACGCUCCCUCCUGCGACCGUCUAGAAGAUCUGGCUUCGCUGGUAUACCUCAAUGAGUCCAGCGUCCUCCACACGCUGCGCCAGCGCUAUGUCGCGAGCCUGCUGCACACGUACGCUGGCCCCAGCCUGCUCGUCCUCAGCCCCCGUGGGGCCCCCGCCGUGUACUCCGAGAAGGUGAUGCACAUGUUCAAGGGGUGUCGGCGGGAGGACAUGGCACCCCACAUCUACGCCGUGGCCCAGACCGCAUACAGGGCAAUGCUGAUGAGCCGCCAGGACCAGUCUGUCAUCCUCCUGGGCAGCAGCGGCAGCGGGAAGACCACCAGCUGCCAGCACCUGGUGCAGUACCUGGCCACCAUCGCGGGCACCAGCGGGAACAAGGUGUUUUCCGUGGAGAAGUGGCAGGCUCUGUACAGCCUUCUGGAAGCCUUUGGGAACAGCCCCACCAUCAUGAACGGCAACGCCACCCGCUUCUCCCAGAUCCUCUCCCUGGACUUCGACCAAGCUGGCCAGGUGGCCUCGGCCUCCAUCCAGACAAUGCUUCUGGAGAAGCUGCGUGUGGCUCGACGCCCAGCUGGUGAGGCCACGUUCAAUGUCUUCUACUACCUGCUGGCCUGUGGGGAUGGCACCCUCAGGACAGAGCUCCACUUGAACCACUUGGCAGAGAACAAUGUGUUUGGGAUUGUGCCACUGGCCAAGCCUGAGGAGAAGCAGAAGGCGGCUCAGCAGUUCAGUAAGCUGCAGACCGCCAUGAAGGUGUUGGGCAUCUCCGCAGAUGAACAGAAAGCCUGCUGGCUCAUCCUGGCUGCCAUCUACCACCUGGGGGCUGCAGGUGCCACCAAAGAAGCUGCUGAAGCUGGGCGCAAGCAGUUUGCCCGCCACGAGUGGGCCCAGAAGGCCGCAUACCUGUUGGGCUGCAGCCUGGAGGAGCUAUCCUCAGCCAUCUUCAAGCACCAACACAAGGGCGGCACGCUGCAGCGCUCCACCUCCUUCCGCCAGGGCCCCGAGGAGAACGGCCUGGGAGAUGGCACAGGCCCCAAACUGAGUGCACUGGAGUGCUUAGAAGGCAUGGCGUCCGGCCUCUACAGUGAGCUCUUCACCCUUCUUGUCUCCCUGGUGAACAGGGCUCUCAAGUCCAGCCAGCACUCACUCUGCUCUAUGAUGAUUGUGGACACUCCGGGCUUCCAGAACCCUGAGCAGGGUGGGUCGGCCCGCGGAGCCUCCUUUGAGGAGCUGUGCCACAACUACGCCCAGGACCGGCUACAGAGACUCUUCCACCAGCGCACCUUUGUGCAGGAGUUAGAAAGAUACAAGGAGGAGAACAUUGAGCUGGCAUUUGACGACUUGGAGCCAGCCGUGGAUGAUUCUGUGGCAGCCGUGGACCAAGCCUCCCAUCAGUCCCUGGUCCGCUCGCUGGCACGCACCGACGAGGCGAGGGGCCUGCUCUGGCUAUUGGAAGAGGAGGCGCUGGUGCCCGGGGCCACCGAGGACGCCCUCCUGGAGCGCCUUUUCUCCUACUAUGGCCCCCGGGAAGGUGACAAGAAAGGCCAAAGCCCCCUCCUGCGCAGCAGCAAACCACAUCAUUUUCUCCUGGGCCACAGCCAUGGCACCAACUGGGUUGAGUACAAUGUGGCUGGCUGGCUGAGCUACACCAAACAGAACCCGGCCACCCAGAACGCCCCCCGGCUCCUGCAGGACUCCCAGAAGAAAAUCAUCAGCAGCCUGUUUCUGGGCCGGGCAGGCAGCGCCACGGUGCUAUCAGGCUCCAUCGCAGGCUUGGAGGGCGGCUCACAGCUGGCGCUGCGCCGGGCCACCAGCAUGCGGAAGACCUUCACGACAGGCAUGGCGGCUGUCAAGAAAAAGUCACUGUGCAUCCAGAUUAAGCUGCAGGUGGAUGCCCUCAUUGACACCGUCAAGAAAUCAAAGCUGCACUUCGUGCACUGCUUCCUGCCUGUAGCAGAGGGCUGGGGCGGGGAGCCCCGUUCCGCAUCCUCCCGCCGAGUCAGCAGCAGCAGCGAGCUGGACCUGCCCUCGGGAGACCACUGCGAGGCUGGGCUCCUGCAGCUGGACGUGCCCCUGCUGCGCGCCCAGCUCCGGGGCUCCCGCCUGCUGGACGCCAUGCGCAUGUACCGCCAAGGUUACCCUGACCACAUGGUGUUUUCCGAGUUCCGCCGCCGCUUCGACGUCCUGGCCCCACACCUGACCAAGAAACAUGGGCGCAACUACAUCGUGGUGGAUGAGAGGCGGGCGGUGGAAGAGCUGCUGGAGUCCUUGGACCUGGAGAAGAGCAGCUGUUGCCUGGGCCUGAGCCGGGUGUUCUUCCGGGCCGGCACGUUGGCGCGGCUGGAGGAGCAGCGGGAUGAGCAAACCAGCAGGAACCUAACCCUGUUCCAGGCGGCCUGCAGGGGCUACCUGGCCCGCCAGCACUUCAAGAAGAAAAAGAUCCAGGACCUGGCCAUUCGCUGUGUGCAGAAGAACAUCAAGAAGAACAAAGGGGUGAAGGACUGGGCCUGGUGGAAACUCUUUACCACUGUGCGGCCCCUCAUCGAGGUACAGCUGUCCGAGGAGCAGAUCCGGAACAAAGACGAGGAGAUCCAGCAGCUGCGGAACAAGCUUGAGAAGGUGGAGAAGGAGCGGAACGAGCUUCGGCUCAACAAUGACCGGCUGGAGACCCGGAUCUCGGAGCUGACAUCGGAGCUGACUGACGAACGUAACACGGGAGAGUCCGCCUCCCAGCUGCUGGACGCGGAGGCCGCCGAGAGGCUCCGAGCCGAAAAGGAGAUGAAGGAGCUGCAGACCCAGUACGAUGCGCUGAAGAAGCAGAUGGAGGUGAUGGAGAUGGAGGUGAUGGAGGCCCGCCUCAUCCGGGCAGCUGAGAUCAACGGGGAGGUGGAUGAUGAUGACACAGUGCUCCCUUGCCUGCCCCACACCCCCCCAGGCGGCGAGUGGCGCCUGAAGUACGAGCGAGCCAUGCGCGAGGUGGACUUCACCAAGAAGCGCCUCCAGCAGGAGUUCGAGGACAAGCUGGAGGUGGAGCAGCAGAGCAAGAGGCAACUGGAGAGGCGGCUCGGGGACCUGCAGGCAGACGGUGACGAGAGCCAGCGGGUUCUGCAGCAGCUGAAGAAGAAGUGCCAACGGCUGACGGGCGAGCUGCAGGACACCAAGCUGCACCUGGAGGGCCAGCAGGUCCGCAACCACGAGCUGGAGAAGAAGCAGAGGAGGUUCGACAGCGAGCUUUCCCAGGCGCAUGAGGAGGCCCAGCGGGAGAAGCUGCAGCGGGAGAAGCUGCAGCGGGAGAAGGACACGCUCCUCGCCGAGGCUUUCAGCCUCAAGCAGCAACUGGAGGAAAAAGACAUGGACAUUGCUGGAUUCACCCAGAAGGUUGUCUCCCUGGAGGCUGAGCUCCAGGACAUUUCUUCCCAAGAGUCAAAGGAUGAGGCCUCUCUGGCCAAGGUCAAGAAACAGCUCCGGGACCUGGAGGCCAAAGUCAAGGAUCAGGAGGAGGAGCUGGAUGAGCAGGCGGGGACCAUCCAGAUGCUGGAGCAGGCCAAGCUACGUCUAGAGAUGGAGAUGGAGCGGAUGAGACAGACCCAUUCCAAGGAGGUGGAAAGUCGGGAUGAAGAGGUGGAGGAGGCCCGGCAGUCAUGUCAGAAGAAGUUGAAACAAAUGGAAGUGCAGCUUGAGGAGGAGUACGAAGAUAAGCAGAAGGUGCUGCGAGAGAAGCGGGAACUGGAGAGCAAGCUCGCCACGCUGAGUGACCAGGUGAGCCGGCGGGACCUGGAGUCCGAGAAGCGGCUCCGGAAGGACCUGAAGCGCACCAAGGCCCUGCUGGCCGACGCUCAGAUCAUGUUGGACCACCUGAAGAACAACGCACCCAGCAAGAGGGAGAUCGCCCAGCUAAAGAACCAGCUGGAGGAGUCCGAGUUCACCUGUGCAGCAGCCGUGAAAGCUCGGAAGGCAAUGGAGGUGGAGAUUGAAGACCUGCACCUGCAGAUUGAUGACAUCGCCAAAGCCAAGACAGCGCUGGAGGAGCAGCUGAGCCGCCUUCAGCGUGAGAAGAACGAGAUCCAGAGCCGCCUGGAAGAGGAUCAGGAGGACAUGAACGAGCUGAUGAAGAAGCACAAGGCGGCCGUGGCUCAGGCCUCGCGAGACUUAGCGCAGAUGAACGAUCUCCAGGCUCAGCUGGAAGAAGCCAACAAGGAGAAGCAAGAGCUGCAGGAGAAGCUCCAAGCCCUCCAGAGCCAAGUGGAGUUCCUGGAACAGUCCAUGGUGGACAAGUCCCUGGUGAGCAGGCAGGAAGCUAAGAUCCGAGAGCUGGAGACCCGCCUGGAGUUCGAAAGGACCCAAGUGAAGAGGCUGGAGAGCCUGGCCAGCCGGCUCAAGGAGAACAUGGAGAAGCUGACCGAGGAGCGGGAUCAGCGCACCGCAGCUGAAAACCGGGAGAAGGAACAGAACAAGAGAUUGCAGCGGCAGCUCCGGGACACCAAGGAGGAGAUGGGCGAGCUCGCCAGGAAGGAGGCCGAGGCGAGCCGCAAGAAGCAUGAACUGGAGAUGGAUCUGGAGAGCCUAGAGGCUGCUAACCAGAGCCUGCAGGCCGAUCUCAAACUGGCAUUCAAGCGCAUUGGGGACCUGCAGGCUGCCAUCGAGGACGAGAUGGAGAGCGACGAGAAUGAGGACCUCAUCACCAGUUUGCAGGACAUGGUGACAAAGUAUCAGAAAAGAAAGAAUAAACCCGAGGGGGAUUCCGAUGUGGACUCUGAGCUGGAGGACCGGGUCGACGGGGUCAAGUCAUGGUUGUCGAAAAACAAGGGGCCUUCCAAGGCAGCUUCCGAUGAUGGCAGCUUGAAGAGUUCCAGAACGGCCCUCAACAGCUCCAGCAAAGAGGGCAAGGGGGCGGAGGAGAGGCCGGCCUCGGCGCUGAGCUCCCUGAGCUACCGGAAACGGCUCACCCUGAAGGACUCCAUCGGGGGCACCGGGGACGAGGACUCGCUCUUCACCGCCCUGAGCGAGAGGCCAGCCUCCCCCGAGAGGCCCCCCCGGAAGACCCGCACGCGCCCCAGGGAGGAGCCGGCCGAAGGCGGCUCUGCCGGCGCCGAGGCCCCGAGCCGCCUGGGCCGGGGGCUGGAGAAGCGGUGGGGCUCAGACUUCGACCGGGCCUCCACAGUCUCUGCCCCCACCAGCCGGGCCUCCUCGGCCACACGGCGUGGCUCUGGUGAGGACGGGGCGCGCUCGUCCAUGAGCUUCUCGCUCUCGGGCUCCCCCAGUUCGCGGCGCAGCGCCUCCCGCCUAGAUACCCUCUCCGGGACCCUCAGUCCUUCCCUGAGCCGGGCCUCGGGCCUGGGCCGGGACAGCCCCGAUUCCCGCCUGUCCCUGGGCCAGAGCUGCCUGGAUGCGUGGGAUGACCGAGCCAGUGUGGCCUUGAGCGAGGUCCACUCCCAGUACAGCCACCCGUCGCUGGCCCGCAGUCUGUCGGUGCCACCGCGGCCACGCGGCUCAGCCUCUGCCGCGGACGAGCCUCUUGGCUCCGGCAUCCGCCCGGUCAGCCGUCACUCCUACCUGGACCCCGACCUGGAGGCCGCCAUCAAUGAGGUCUUGAGCUACAAGCCCGUCCCGUUCCAGAGGAGCAGCCUGGAGCCCGACUCGGAGGAGGAUGACCGGAAGAGCAUCCAAAGUGUCCGCAGCGCCCAGCUGGGGCUCCCGGUGCGGGCGGCCGGCAUCCGCCGCUCAGCCUCGGCCGCCGACGUCUCCCGGCCCCGCAGCAGCCGCAAGGGCCGGAGCAGGAGACGGAGCAGCUCCAGCUCCAGCUCCAGCUCCAUCUCCAGCUCCGAGGAGUCCUCGGAGCCCAAGCGGCGGAAGAAGGGGCGCUCGCGAAAGAGCAAGAAGAAAUCCAAAUCGAGAAGAGAGAGGACGGAGAGCGAGUCGGAGUCCUCGUCGACCUCCAGCGGCUCCACCGUGUCAGGCCACAGCCGCUCGAGCGUGAAGAAGGGCCCAGCUGCAGAAGAGGAGGCGGCGGGCCGGGCCGGCCGGCGGUCUCGGCAGUCUCGGCAGUCUCGGAAGGAGGAGAAGCAGCGCAGGAAGGAGGUGGACAGCCUGAUGAUGCGGUACCUGUACCGGCCCGAGAGCGACUAGUGCACCCUACCAGCUACUGGAAGUCCCUUGCCCCUGACCGGUCAGAUGAUGAGCACGACCCUUUGGACAGCACCUCCAGGCCGCAAUACUCCCAUAACUAUCUGAGUGACAGCGACACAGAGGCCAAACCGACUGAGACC